AAAAAUAAACAUUGCAAAUGUACUGAAGACAACUUCGUCGCGGAUAAACAUUUUCAACGUAAUUAUAAAUAAUAAAUUACCAUCAAUCUAUGGACAGUCCCAGCCAAUCCAAUUAGAAUGCAAUAGGUUAUGGUCACUUUUAUGGAACUGUCAAAAUCAGUUGAGUAGAGAGGAUAAAUAAAAAGGGAGCAUAAUAGAAACGAUAUUUAUGCAGAAUCCCAUAGUGAUGUUUACGUGAUAAAUGAUGGAAGAAAAGAAGAAGGAAUCGAAGUUCUUGAACAUAUUUCUAAAUCGGAAAAAGUCGCAACGGGAUUCCGGCGGCGAACAGUCGCAGCACUCGCACAACAAUUCAAACAAUGACCUCUCAUCGCGCAGACAUCAGGGCAUAUUUAAAAGCCUGCAGAAGAAAUGGAACUCGCACCGGAACAGCAAGUCCAACAAGCAAAGAGUUGUAGCCAGUGAUCCUGUCCUGGUGGGUUUUGCUCCUUCAAUCUCUGUCGAUGAGAACAAUCAGAACCACAUCAACACUGGUCCUCCUGUCAUACCCAGACGGACCAUCAUUUCAAAUCCCUCUGACCUUUACAACGAUGAUGAUGACGACGACGACGACAUAUCCCAGUACCUUGACAUGAGUGAAUUGAACCAGUCCAAGUGCUCAAAUGUGGGCCACCCAAACAAUUCGGAAAGCAAUAGCCUGGGAACUGAGCAAAUCAAAUUGGCGAAAUUCGGAUGGUUCUGGGGGCCUCUCACCAAACCUGAGGCCGAGGCGAAGCUCCAUGAUCUGCCAGACGGAUCGUUCCUGGUGAGGGACUCCAGCUCAUCCAGGCACAUAUUCACUAUCAGCUUCAGAAGCUACGGACACACGAUGCAUUCGCACAUCGAAUAUAGGCCGGGGCAGUUCUCGAUCGGGGACGAAUUGAGCAGAGCGAGCGUCUCCGAUCUGAUCGAGGAGGCGAUAAGAAUAUCCAAAGAAAGUGUCUUCUGCUAUUCGCGGGGGCGUGACGAGGCUGAGCCCUCCUACCCCGUGCGCUUCAUGCGACCGGUCUCCAGGUUCAUGGAGGUGAGGUCGCUGCAAUACCUCUGUCGCUUCACCAUACGACAGUACAUCAACGUGGGCAACAUACAAAAACUGCCGCUGCCGAGCAGCGUCAAGGGAUACUUGCAACAAGGACAAUACUGAAGGUUUUCUGUGAUUAUUUUUAUUUUUGUUUUGUUUUAUUAUUUAAUUAUAUUAUCUAUAUUCAUAUUUUAUUAUCCGCAUAUUGUGCAAUGUUGAUCGGAGUAUGCCGCCGAUCAACUGGACGUGUUCUUCUACUUCUUAUUACUAUUAUUAUUAUUAUCAAAAAUAAGGUUGCUCGAUAAUUAAUAUCGCAUUUCUCACGUAAAUAUUUUGCUUUGCAUUAAAUUAAGAAUGACGAAACAAUAUUUAAUUUAUUUAUCGAACAACCGAUUGUUACAUAUUUAACUUUUGUUUUUGCGCUUUUGAUUUACUUUCGACGAGUAUUCUUUGAUCGUUGAAGAAGAAAAAAAAAAGGGGGGAACCGAGAAAUUUUGCUCAGAAGAUGAUCAUCUUUGUUAUUGAAAAUCGAUUUUCUACUACGCUACACGUACGUCUCUCGUGCACCAUGUAUAUAAGAGAUUUUUUUGUAUGGGAAUUUUGUGAUAAUGAACAUUUAGACUUUAUAUAAAUAAUAUAUAUAUAUAUCUACAUAUAAAUUGUGGACUCCUAUUUGUAC
Nicrophorus vespilloides is the source of this 1736-nucleotide messenger RNA. It is a transcript of the gene Socs44A, whose product is annotated as suppressor of cytokine signaling 6. The transcript is spliced from 3 exons. Gene Ontology annotation, biological process: intracellular signal transduction; phosphatidylinositol phosphate biosynthetic process. Gene Ontology annotation, molecular function: 1-phosphatidylinositol-3-kinase regulator activity. Gene Ontology annotation, cellular component: phosphatidylinositol 3-kinase complex. Lineage: Eukaryota; Metazoa; Arthropoda; Insecta; Coleoptera; Silphidae. Bases 242 to 1180 code for a protein of 312 amino acids. The record is from RefSeq and is a predicted model, not a curated record.